Lingula anatina is the source of this 1288-nucleotide messenger RNA. Its product is annotated as mitochondrial thiamine pyrophosphate carrier-like. Gene Ontology annotation, biological process: transmembrane transport. The record is from RefSeq and is a predicted model, not a curated record. NCBI's taxonomy places the organism in Eukaryota, Metazoa, Brachiopoda, Lingulata, Lingulida, Lingulidae.
AUGAAGGCCACUACCGUUACCGUAUGUGGGUACUUCAAUAACACUGGCAUUCAAACACGAGCUUCGUUCUGAUUAUGGUUGGCUAUGACCCAAAGAGGGAUGUAGAGCUAUCCAAAACAGAACAAGGAGCUGCAGGUGCCCUAAGUGGCAUCUUGACAAGGACAUUGAUACAGCCUUUGGAUGUCCUCAAGAUCAGGUUUCAGCUUCAAAUUGAGCCAAUCAGAAGAGGAUCUCUGCAGUCCAAAUACCAAAGCAUUCUCCAAGCAACUAGAAAGAUCGUGACUGAAGAAGGAGUCAAGGCUUUAUGGAAAGGUCAUAUGCCGGCUCAGGUUCUGUCUGUAACAUAUGGAGGAGUACAGUUUGUGUCCUUUGAGUUUUUCACUAAAGAAGUGUGGAAUGAACUGCCAUCAACACUGACCACUGACUACCGCCCAAUUACUCACUUCAUGUGUGGAGGCCUUGCUGGUUGUAUCUCUACCUUGUUCUGUCAGCCAGCAGAUGUUGUAAGGACACGUUUGAUAGGACAGGGAGAACCAAAGUUUUAUAAGACGUCAUGGCAUGCAUUUUCCACUCUGUAUGCUAAAGAAGGUUUCUUAGCAUUCUAUAAGGGACUUCUGCCAGCAAUUCUCACCGUCUUCCCUCAAGCAGCUCUGCAAUUUGGAUUUUACACAUUCUUUGGUCAGCUGUUGACUUCUAAAAACGCAUCUGAAAUUAGUGCAAUGGAUAGCAUGACUUGUGGUUUCUGUGCAGGAACCUGUUCUAAGGCAGUUGUAUACCCCUUGGAUGUUCUCAAGAAAAGACUGCAGGUCCAGGGUUUUGAAGAAGCAAGAAAAACAUUUGGUGAACAUAGGAUCUAUAAUGGCUUGUGUCAUUGUAUAAAGUUGAUUUGGAAAGAAGAAAAAUUAGGUGGUUUUUACAAGGGAAUCACUCCCAGUUUGUUGAAAGCAGGAUUAAGCACAGGUUUUUCAUUCUUUUUUUAUGAACAGAGUUGUUAUCUCAUGAGAAAGAGAUAUAGAAAUGACCUAGAUAAGUAUAGAUAGUAUUGUCUUAACUCUUUUAAUAUCGUCAGGAACAUUUUUAUCCACUUCUCCAAAUGCUCAAAUGCUUAACAAGAAGAACACUAUUUGUGAAAAUAUGAUGAAAGUGUGUUUUACUCAUAAACCAGAGAAGACUCACUUCUCCAUUCUUUUUAUAUUGGCAAUAUUUGAAGUUUUCAGUAAAUAUUGUUUCCUCAAUGUGUCGGGACAAUUUAUUAAACACAAAUGUCCUCCAGUGCACAGGUAACAUG